UGAAGAGUACGAAACUUUCACUUGUUUCAUAGAACUGGUCCUCACAAAGUGCUGACAUUAGCAUCUAGCAGGAAGGUAGAUGAAACAGGUCAGAAACGUAUCAUAAAUGUUUCUAAUAUCAGAAAUUUUGGGAUGCUUCUCUGAAAACAACUUCUGUCAGAAGAAUGGCAUCGUCUUCCCUACAAAUCUGUGCACUGCUCCUGGCUUUCGCAGGAUUCACCACUUUACUUUUUACUACCAUGUCUACCAGAUGGAAAAUUUCGGACACCGCAACAGUGCUAGUUACUGCAGACUGGAUUUCUGAAGGUCUUUGGAUGGACUGUGCAGUGACUGCUCUUGGAUCAAUACAUUGCAAGAAAUUUCUCUACAUGUUGAGUUCAGACACUCAUAUUCAGGCAUGCCGUGCCUUGAUGAUUGCUUCCAUCCUUUUGGGAUUCAUAGCUACAGUACUCUCGCUGCUUGGUUUGAAGUGCACAAACAUUGGGUUGAGCGAUGAAGAUGCAAAAAUGAAGUUUGCUGUCACAGGAGGAUUCCUCUUUAUUUUAGGAGGUCUCUGCUCCAUGGUGGCUGUUUCUUGGUAUGCUGCGAUGGUUACUGCUCAAUUUUUUGACCCAUUAUAUGCUGGAACCAAGUAUGAACUAGGAGAUGCUCUGUACUUAGGCUGGGCUGGAUCUGCUCUUUAUAUGCUUGGUGGGAUCUUACUGACCUGUUCAUGCAAAGGGAAGAAAAGCCAGGAUUACAGUUGCAACAAACACGCAUAUUCAGCAGGACAGGCAGCUCAUCCGCAGCGCAUUUACACCAAAAACUCUGAGACAAUCAUAAGCAACAAGGAAUACGUCUAAACUCACCUUUUACAUCACUUGUAACGUUAGUAGGUUAUGAACUCAAAUAAAGAAGUGAACCUCUUUCAGGGUUCCAGUUCCAUGUUACAAUCUUUCAUCUUAAUUUGGAGCAGGACAAGGAGGAGGAAUGGUUUUCUUCAAUGUAAAUAGGAAUGGUUUUCUGGAAGUGGUUUUCAAGUGUAAAUAGGUUUCUACAAAAAAACGCUGUGAUGUGAAAUCCUGUGGCAUGAAGGUUUUUUGCAUGCUCUGAAGCCUGGUAAAAUUUAACCACAGAAGGGGUAUAUGCUGACAAUCAAGAGCAACUGUUUCUAUUUCAGCUGACUCAAACAUGCGGAACUGAUAUGCUGUAGCUGACUGCAAGCUAAUACGCCUCGCAGUUAGAAAUGUAUUGUGUUUUCAUUAAUGUUUAGCUUUCUACUUUUGUUUAGCAGCUUUAGCUUUUGAACUUUAUUCCACAGGCGGACUGAAACAGAUUUUCUUGAUGAGCGGUAUACUGGCCAUUAUUAAGAACAUAGUCUUAUGUGGGCUUGAAGUCUCAUGCUAUACUGAACUCCAUAUUAUGUGUGAUGGUCAAGAUUUAUAAAAGCUACAAAAAAUUCCCUAACAACCACUAAGCUCCAAAUUUGCAAAUGUGCAACAAAUUUCUCAUUGGUUGUAAUGCAGAUACCAAAGAGAAACGACACAGAAUGAACCAACCACAGCUGGGAGUGGAGAAAACAUCAGGUGCAAAAAUGCCUUGGGAUAAUUAAGUUGAUAGUCCCAAUUUUUAUUUUUAUUUCUAUGUUUUCAGCUUUUAAAAUAAUCCUAUUUUAACUUUGAGCAAUCUUUAACUUUGGGAACUUCUACUGCAUGUGAAUUGUCUAAUUCAUGUAAUUUCCCAGUGGCUUUAUUCUCUGUCAUUGUUCCAUCAUGAGAAUUUCUGUCUUAAACUACUGCUGGAGCAUAUGUUCGCCUUGUGUAAGCAGUUAGACGGAUGACAAUGAGCUCACUUGACUUUGUACUGAUGCUUUGAGCAAUGUGGAAUGGAAUUUCACACUGCAGGUUCACAGGUUUCAUAAAUUUCCCCUUUUAAAUUACAAAUGUAUUAAUACAGUUCAACAAAAUACCUUAGUGUUUCUCUCUACUUCUAAUGUCUUAUGAUAAACAUAACUGUGGUCUGUUUUAGAAGUUCUGUGCGGCUUCCUUGAUAUCCCAGUAGAUAAUUUCACAGGGCAACCUGCAAGCAGUAUUAGCAGAAACAAUUUAGCCAUAUUGCUUGCAUUGAGACACAGCUGACUUGUAAACUGACACAUUAAGGCAUGAAUUGGGCACUGAUAGACCUUGUUAGGCUUAGUAAGUAAAGCUAAAAGGAUUUAGGAAUACUUUUAGAGUGCCAGUGCCACCACCUUCCCUCCAAUAUCAGCUAUUGUUUUAAAAAUCAUUCCUUUGGUAUUUUGGAAAAUAAUUUCAAAAGCUGACAAGGCACUUAACUUGCAUGGUGGGACACGAAGUCCUUACCAUCACCUGUAUAUUCUGUCCUCUGGAUUUUUAGGUAAUUUUGUGAUGAUAUUUUGGUCUAGUUGAAUGUAAGGAAAAUGCAGAACUCAGGCAGACACUAAGCAGUUCCAGUGUUGGUUUCCCACCAAAGGUUGUGCCAGCUCAUAAACAUGAAGUAUGAGCCAGUAGGUGAGAUAGAAAUUCAGAACUUCCUUGGCCUGGCAUCAGGUCUUCUAGUGACGUCAGUGGGAAGUUUAAUUAAAAUCCAAGAGUAAAAUCCCUAUGUAGUAACUCGUUCAUUCGUUCAAUACAUUGUUAUCAUAUGCAGUGCCAUUCAGGGGAAAAUAAAUGCCAAAGAUGCCAUGCCUUUCUUUGGUUUGUUUACAGUCCUUCCAAUCACUUUCAGUUUCUGCUGAUGCUCCCUGCUUAUCUGCCCCUUUCCCAUGCACUUUCAGGGGUAAUGGUCUGAAAGAAUUUGAAUUUAAUGAACCAUCAACUCAGUUUUGGGAGUGAGGCAUUUUACGCAUAGGUGAUAUGUGAUGUUUUUUGGUUUGGGUUGGUUUCUUUUUAAUCUGUAGCAAGCCUCUUAACUAUGUUUAAAACAUCUUCACACAUUGCUAUUUCUCAGUCCUUUGCUCAGCACCUCACACUGCUUUGGUAUCUGCAAAUCUUCUUCAUAUCUUUGCAGCUGAGACCAAAAUCCUGCAUUGGGUUCUGCUGCUGGUCUGGCAGUCUUCACAGUCUAGGAAAAAAGAGACACAUUUUAGAAGCAAGGGCGGAUUUUUCGUUUGUUUCUUCUUAGACUUUUGAGAAGAUUUACUUUGGGUUUGAUUUGGCUACAGAAUAAUAAACAGAUAUUUUGGUGAGCUGACCUCACUCUAUGCUUGCCAAGACCUCUUGGCAUGUGAUCCCUGUUACAGAAUGGAGUCAUGGGCAAGACAUGAAAAGGAGCUGUUGAAUUUGCUGUACAUGUCCCUCACAAAGUGUGGUGACACCACGCAUGUUUAAGAGAGCGUGACAUUUGGUCACGUAUCUGCAUGCCUCUGUCUAGUACUGAGCAAACAGUUAUCUAAAUUAGAGGCUAGUGAUAUACCUACCAAAUGGGUGAAGACUAAAAGACUGUAGAGCAUGAGUCAUAUGUAUUGGACAGGCAUCCUAAUAAAGUUGAGAUGCUGUUACUCAUAGCUAGCUAGUCCCUAGCUGCUUAGCAAGCCUAACAGAUGAUGUUUCUUUGCUGUGUUGAGCUGUCACAUCGGUGAUAAAAGCAAAUCCUGCAAAAGAACUUCUGCACACACUUGCAUCCAUUUCACUCAUUUGCUUUACGUCUCUGUGUCUAACUUCACAUAGCAUGAAUAAGGAAACGAUAGGGAAAACACGUUCACAAAGCAACCACCUUUGCAUAUUGGCUACCAGUGCUUAAAACCUAUUUGUUCUUGUAAUUAUAUUUGUCCCAAAAACUUAUUUGUCCAAGUUGGGGGUGAAAAAACUUACAGUGGACUUUUUAUUCAAAUGUUGAAUAGCUGUAUAACUGCUAAUAAACAGAUGAGAGCACCAAAAUAA
This is a messenger RNA of Phalacrocorax carbo (great cormorant), 3878 nucleotides long. Lineage: Eukaryota; Metazoa; Chordata; Aves; Suliformes; Phalacrocoracidae. The record is from RefSeq and is a predicted model, not a curated record.